CCAAACAUCCGCCAAGCAACUAAAGCAGACAAUCGGAGUAUUAAUUAAACGCAGUUGCGAUUUUCUACUUUUUUUCGCGGUCAUAAUGUCUGAUGAGGAAGAGGACUAUAUGUCAGAUGCAUUCCUGAGUAAAAUGCAAGAUGUGAAGCCGGGUGUCAGCAUGGUGAGGCGGGUAAAAGAAGCGCUAAAGAAGGAGACGCAGCAAAAGGAGACGAACGUCAAGAACCGUCAGAAGACGUAUAAAGAACAGGAGAAGGAAAGUAGAGAGGCAGCUUUAGAAAACUCCCUUUGCAAUGCGAACAAGGGAUACGCACUUCUGCAAAAAAUGGGUUACAAAGCUGGUCAAGGCCUCGGGAAGGCGGGGGCAGGACGGGUUGAUCCAAUUCCUCUAAAUAUCAAAACUGACAGAGGUGGCAUUGGAAUGGAAGGGGUGAAGAAAAGAAAAGCCGAGCAGGAACUUGAAAAUUAUCGUCAGAAAACACGUGCUAAACAACAGAAUGAGACGAAGUCUCUAGAAGAUUUUAGGUCGCGAGUAAGGACAGAGAGAGAGGAGCGAAAGAUUGAAGGAGAUCUUAGAAGGAGUCAGAGGGCCUGUGAGCAUCUUGACAGUCAGAAGGGCAUCACUGUCCCCAGGGAAGAUUGGUACUGGCCAAAAGCAGAGACUGAGGAGGAAGAGGAGGAGGAGGAGGAGGAAGAAGAAGAGGAGGAGAAGGAGGAGGAGGAGAAGGAGGAAAAGGAGAAGAAGGAGGAGGAAGAGGAGAUUGUGGAAUUAACCACCUUUGACAAAUUGCAAAUUAUUACAUCCUAUCUGAGAGGAAUACACUUUUACUGCAUAUGGUGUGGAACCACCUACAACGAUGAAGAGGACUUGUGCUCCAACUGUCCUGGGGAUACAGCAGCAGACCACGAUUGAACACGAUAAAAAGAAAUAUGCUCGGUGGUUCCCAGUGAAAGAGCAGUUACCUUUUACAGUGGGCUGAUCACACUUGGCUUUGAUAAACAGUGAUGGCAAUAAGGUGAUCUAAAAGUGGAUAAAUAUGUAUUUAUCAUCCUAAUUGAAAUCCUUUGUCUCUGGAAGAUCGUAGCUGUUUAUAUAGUUGCCAGCCCUACAUUUUCUUUACAUUCAGGAAUUAUGAGGGAAAUGUAGGUCAACCGUGAUGUAUAUAUUUUUCCAAAGAUUUUUUUUAGACAUGUUUCAAGAGCGAUUGCAUAUCUGUGUUUUCAUUAAACAUUUAAAUAAUUAUA
Messenger RNA from Pseudoliparis swirei, 1245 nucleotides. RefSeq names its product G patch domain containing 11 (gene gpatch11). Gene Ontology annotation, cellular component: kinetochore. Gene Ontology annotation, molecular function: nucleic acid binding. The transcript has 8 exons. Lineage: Eukaryota; Metazoa; Chordata; Actinopteri; Perciformes; Liparidae. Bases 86 to 913 code for a protein of 275 amino acids. The record is from RefSeq and is a predicted model, not a curated record.